Rhodamnia argentea is the source of this 2847-nucleotide messenger RNA. RefSeq names its product MDIS1-interacting receptor like kinase 2-like. The transcript is spliced from 2 exons. Gene Ontology annotation, biological process: protein phosphorylation. Gene Ontology annotation, molecular function: ATP binding; protein binding; protein kinase activity. The record is from RefSeq and is a predicted model, not a curated record. The coding region runs from base 1 to 2847 and encodes 948 amino acids. NCBI's taxonomy places the organism in Eukaryota, Viridiplantae, Streptophyta, Magnoliopsida, Myrtales, Myrtaceae.
AUGAAGAUAUACCACAUUAUUCAUUUGAAUCCUGUAAGCAGACCCGUCGGCUCGCAUGUUGGCAAGCCGACGACCGCAGCGACAUGGAUCCUUAUUGCGCUAGCUCUCUCCUACAGCUACCCUGCCAUUGCCACCGGAACAGAGGCAGACGCUCUUCGUCGCAGUGGAUGGUGGAUUGAUGCCAUCACGAGCAACACCUCCGCGUCACAUUGCACGUGGCGCGGCAUUUCGUGCGACCAUUCUGGUAGCGUCAUCGAAAUAAACAUGCCACUGGGACGCUGCUACGGCUGCUGGGUCGUAACUAAUUUGAGCAGCAUGAAUUUCUCUCUGCUCCCGAAUCUCGCCUCUCUUCAGGUACCCGAUAAUUUCCUCGUCGGCAUCAUUCCCCUUCAAAUAUGUGCAGUCCCAAAGCUCAGGCACCUCAACUUGUCGGAAAAUUACCUAACCGGUGAGUUACCUCUUUGUCUACAAAACCUCACCUUGCUAGAAGUUGUUGACAUUCAUAAUAAUCAAAUCACUAGUCCUAUCCCUCGUGAAUUGGGAAAUCUGAAGAAGCUUAUUCACCUAGAUCUUAGCUUCAAUUCCCUUGAUGGCCCUAUCCCUCCGGCUCUCGCGAAUUUGAGGAACUUGACUAAUCUCUAUUUGCAAGGAAAUGCCUUCAAUGGAUCUAUUCCUCCCGGAAUAGGGAACUUGAGAAAAUUGGCAUAUCUGAGUAUGGAAGAGAACAAAUUCACUGGAUGUAUCCAGUCCGAAAUAGGUAAUUUGAAGAGUCUCCCUCAUCUAGAUUUGAGCUUGAACAUCUUCUCCGGAAAUAUCCCUCAUGAACUUGAAGAUUUGGUCAUGUUAGGCUAUCUCAAUCUUGCGAACAAUUCUCUUCAAGGCUCAGUUCCCAAUUUCAGAAAGCUUUCCAACUUGGAUUACAUCGACUUAUCGUACAAUCAUCUCACGGGAAAAGUUCCAAGAAAUCUGUUCGACGUUGGUUAUAUGAAUUUGGAAGGCAAUGAAGGUUUGGAAUAUGCUGCCAUGGAAACAGAGGCAAAUGCUCUUCGUCGCAGUGGGUGGUGGCCUAACUUCCUUAAAAACAACGGUUCUUUAGCACAUUGCAUGUGGCCCGGCAUUUCAUGCGAUGAUUCUGGAAGCAUUGUCAAUAUAAACAUAACACAACAAGGCCAAUAUGGCUACGAUUUAGAAUGGGAUUUCAGCAGCAUGGAUUUCUCUCUGCUCUCAAAUCUGGUCUUUCUUGGACUGCAUGAUAGUCACUUCACUACUAUCUUUCCCCUUCAAAUAUGUGCACUCCCAAAGCUCAGGCACCUCAACUUGUCUCACAAUUACAUAACUGGUGAGUUCCCUCUUUGUCUCCAAUACCUCACCACGUUGGAAGUAAUUGACAUUCAUAGUAAUAGAAUCGAUGGUCCUAUCCCUCCCGAAUUGGGAAAUCUAAAGAGUUUGAUCCACCUGGAUCUGAGUCUCAAUAUGCUUUGGGGGACAAUCCCUCCGACUCUUGGUCAUAUAGAUUACAUUGACUUGUCGUAUAAUGAUCUCACGGGAAAAAUUCCAAAAAAUCUGGCCCAUGUUCCUUAUGGAUCUUUCAUAGGCAAUGAAGGUUUGCAAACGAUUGAUGGUUCGAGAAGAAUGUCGAGGGUUGAUGGUUCCAAAAGAAAGUCGAGGGCUGUACUUAUGGUGGUACUUAUACCAGUGAUGGUUAUAUCAUUCAUUUUCUAUUUGGUUUUGGGGAAUUUGAUCAUAUUUCGGCGUAGAAUGAAGAGCAUGCAAUCAGAGACAGUAGAAAAAAAUGGAGAUUUCUUGUCAAUAUGGAAUUAUGAUGGGAGAAUUGCAUAUGAAGAUAUAAUCAAUGCAACGGAAGACUUUGACAUCAAAUAUUGCAUUGGAACUGGUGGAUACAGUAGUGUCUAUAGAGCACAACUGCCCAAUGGGAAAAUCUUUGCAUUGAAAAAACUUCACCGUCUUGAAGCAGAGGAUCCAUCUUUGGACAAGAGCUUCCGAAAUGAAGUGAGGCACUUAACAGAAGUACGACAUAGAAGCAUAAUUAAGCUCCAUGGUUUUUGCUUACACAAGCGAUGCAUGUUCUUGAUUUAUGAGUACAUGGAAAGGGGAAGUCUAUUCUGUGUUUUGAGAGGUGACGUUGAAGCGGUGGACCUAGACUGGUCUAAAAGACUCCAGAUUGUCUGGGAUAUGGCACAUGCUUUGUCUUACCUGCACCAUGAUUGUGCUCGGCCAAUUGUUCAUCGAGACAUAUCUAGCAACAAUGUUUUGCUCGACAACAAAAUGCAGGCAUUCCUAUCAGAUUUCGGCACAGCAAGACUAGUAGAACCUAAUUUCUCAUCUAAUCUCACUGCAAAUAUCGCAGGUACUCGUGGAUAUAUAGCACCGGAGCUCGCUUACACUUUGGUCAUCAAUGAGAAAUGCGACGUAUAUAGCUUUGGAAUGGUAGCAAUGGAAACAAUAAUGGGUGAGCAUCCAGGUGAGAUCAUCUUAAUGUUGCCGGCACUCGUCACAGAAGAUAUUAUGCUACACCAAAUAUUGGACCCGCGCUUGCUAAUCCCAAGAGAGAAUUCCGUCGCAAGAAGUAUCGUUCUAGUAGUUUCUUUGGCGCUUGCUUGCUUGAGUAGCAAUCCAAAGUCACGGCCCACGAUGAAACAAGUUUCGGAGGCUUUUCUAGCUCCAAAACUAGUGUUGGCCAAGCCCUUCCAUUCAAUCUCACUCGCUCAGCUCCAGGGAAAUAAUCGAGGAGUAUGGUGCGAAGGUGGAUCAACGGAAAAUUCGUCAGGCCAGCAAGAAGAGCAGUCGGUUGAUAAAAUGAUGAUGCAAAUUGGUGAACGUGGUUGA